UCGUGGUAAUCGUUACAUCGAAAAUAUAUUUCUAAGAGGAAAGCAAUCGAGCAAGAUCGACGGAAAAGGAGAUAUCUCGCGUUAAGAGAGAAAGAAAUCGACUUAAUAAAGAGAUUUGUCUCGUGGAAGCGGCGAAAGUCAAUUUCAAAUCGACGUAGAUCAACGACCCUGCGAGCAAGGAUGUCCCAUACGUGCACAUAACAGCGUGCAUUGUGCGAGGUCGCGUUGGAAAGGGGGAGGAAAGUGGGGAAGCCGGCGUAGAUUUUGUGUCAAUAGCAUUAAUAGUGGGAGGGGACUGCGGCACGAGUAGCAGAUCAAAAAUCGAAUGUAUAUUCGGGGGUGGCCUUAGCCAGCACUGAAUGAAGAGGCAGCUGACAGAGGCCGAGCCCCCCUGCGAUACCUCGAUUUGGGCAGAGGCCGACCAAGACCGUGUGGGCUUUUGUAACUAAGGGUAGCGCAUACCCCUCCACCUUCGCCAAAAGACCCCAUUCUACGUAGUGCAGUAUUGUACUACUUGCAAGUUCGCUUGUGAUUUUCAGUAUGGUGUGACCCCCGCUUCUUCCCUCGUCCCCUCUAGCACCAAUAGACAAGCCUGAAAGUUCUCUGGAAAACCAAACGGACAAACCAUUCGCUUUUCGAUUCGGUUACACUCUGUACCGUAAAGGGAAAAAGACUGCAAGUAGCAGUAUUAGUUUUGCCAGCUUUACGUACUGACAACGUGAGGAUUAAAUGCGCGAGUCGGCGAGAAAACUCUACAUCAAGUUUAUCUAGCUAUUUGUGAUAAUAAUGUGAUUCCAGUGUAUCAGUGAGUGAAUCAAAUUUGUGCCGCUUCGUCUAGUGGAUAGAAAAAAAAAACAAAAAAACAAGAGUGUGUUAUAUGCAUUCUCGUGGGCGCGUGUAAUGUGUCGGCGUGUGUAAUACGUUAUGUGUGUGUGCGUGUAUGAGCGCGCGCGCACGCUUAUAAAUUGCUGUGAUAUAAAUCUUUAUGUAACAAUAUGCAAUCGAAUCCAAAUAAUUAUUGGCAGAACUAUUCGAGCGAGGAAGAUCUCUCUCUCAUAUUUAGAAAUGAGCCAUUUCAACAGUCAUCACACCAUCCACCGCAUCAUCCAUCGCAUCAGUUAUCGAGCCAACAACUGCAGCUAGAUUCAUUUAAUUAUGCGCCACAAUGUGUGCCGAAAACGACCAGUUUAUUGGAAAAGGCUCUAAUCCACGGCAAGAAAGCUAUAACGGGAAGUUACUACGCAAAUCCAGGCAAAUAUUCACCGACUUUCAAUUCUAACAAUCAAAUUAUUUCGCGAGAUUGGGAAACGUCUCCGUCCUCGUCAUCUAAUCAAACAUCACCGACCAUUGCCGAGUGUAACCAAUCUCUUGUCAAUUUACACGAGCCAUAUCAACAACAGCAAAUUUUUUAUGAACAAAAUUACAUCGAUCAUUCCGGCAGUUACAAUACCUCGAUUUCCAUAUCAAGUCGACCAAGGAUACAAGCCUCGUAUCACCAAACCAUAUACUCACGGCCACAACAGGAAACAAACUGUAACAAUAACAAGUACAAACUAAGAAAUAGAUACAGAGAUGUAAAUAAUACAGACGAACGAAGACAGCACACUUCUUUCGACAGUUCCACGUCAUUUGCGUGGGUAAAUAGGACUAACGCUCAUCAAACAAACGGAAUGGAGCAGAAACGCACGAGGCAAACCUACACACAGAAACAAACUUUGGAAUUAGAAAAGGAGUUUCAUACCACUCAAUAUCUCCCGAAACAACGUCGCGAACAGCUAUCUUCGAUCCUAAAUUUAUCAGAACGACAGAUUAAAAUUUGGUUUCAAAAUCGGAGAAUGAAAGCUAAGAAAACGAAAAAUGAAUUGCAAAAUGAUUUCUCUUCAAUUACGACUACACCGAUAAAUGAUUCGACAUCCGAUGUAUUAACGAUUCCACGAGAACAAACAUCGCAUCUUACGCAACAGCCGCAACUGCAACCAACUCUGCAACAAUUUGAUGCAGCAUAUCAGAAUUAUUUUAACAUGCAACCUUAUCAGCAAGACCUGUCUCUAAUGCAAUAUCACAAUCUCUGAAAAUCUCUAAUGAGAAUAUCGAAGUAAGACAAUGCAAUAUUCAAUGAUUAAAUAGAGAACUGUUGCAAUGAAGACCGAUGUAGCCAGGUAAGACUUACGGCGUUUCGAAGUCAGUUGAGAUAACCUUCAGAAACGCAGUAUGUCGAACUCGGAACACACAGUUGGUCCUUCACGCCGGUUCGUAAAGAGGGAAUGCUGCGACGACCGAGAUCGGGGCAGCUGACCUUGCAUCACUAUGAUUUAUGGACGAGGCGAAACAACGAGCGUUCUACAGCUCAGGUAUCAAAAAAGCUCGGCCGUUCACACUGCAUUUUCUUCGAAACAUUCCUUUAAUAAUAUUGCAUUUUACGGGGAAAUAUUUGCACACGUCAUUCUCAAAAAUAUUUGGACAGAUAUUGCAAAAUUCACAAACAAUUUGAUUAAUGACAAUACUCAUAUUCGGCAGCUCUCAUUAUCGCUUAAUAUACAUAGUAAGUUGAGCGAUACGUGUAUAAUUUUUUUUGUUCUACUAAUUUAUU
Messenger RNA from Cataglyphis hispanica, 2590 nucleotides. RefSeq names its product homeobox protein HB1-like. Gene Ontology annotation, cellular component: nucleus. Bases 996 to 2072 code for a protein of 358 amino acids. The transcript has 3 exons. NCBI's taxonomy places the organism in Eukaryota, Metazoa, Arthropoda, Insecta, Hymenoptera, Formicidae. Gene Ontology annotation, molecular function: RNA polymerase II cis-regulatory region sequence-specific DNA binding; DNA-binding transcription factor activity, RNA polymerase II-specific. The record is from RefSeq and is a predicted model, not a curated record. Gene Ontology annotation, biological process: anterior/posterior pattern specification; negative regulation of transcription by RNA polymerase II.